UUCAUUUCAGUGUAAAAAAAAAAACUCAUCACCGUCAAAAUCUUCUCUUUCUCCGUCCAGACAGCAACCGCCGUGUGACCGAUUCUACGGUGCAAGUGUGGCUUCUUUCUUCUCCAACUCUGUUCUUCCCUGGCUGAUUCGGUUUCUUAGAAGCUCGAGUUCUGAAUCUUCUGCAGAGAGUGGCGUCGAAGGAGAGCUUAUGAUGAGUUCUGCUAUUGAAAUUAGUUCAGGUAGUAGUAGUAGUAGUGAAGACGAAGCACCUGAGCCCAUUAGGCAAGGAACUUUUCUCAGGAGGAAUCCCACAUGGCUAGGUGGUAUAGAUGAUGAGAAGCCGUACUCUCAACGAGCUCCCAAAAGAACCCUUCCACCAUCUCUUCCUAUUCCUUGCAGAAGUGCUAACAGUACAAGUAAUGUUGCCUCGAGCCAUACUUCUCAGCCAGGAGACUCUAAGCAGCAUCUUGCAGGGAGUGGGAACAUUGUUAACUCGACAACUCUUAAUGUUUCUGGUGUAGAUGGUGAGAAGCCGUCUUCUCAACAAGCUCUGAAAAGAACCCUCCCACCAUCUUUUACUUCGCCUCCUAUUCCUUCCAGAAAUGCUAACAAUAUAAGUCAUGUUACCUCGAGCUAUACUUCUCAGCCAGGAGGCUCUAAGCGUGUUGCAGGCAGUGGGAACAUUGUUAACUCGAGAGCUUCUAAUGUUUCUGGUUUAGAUGAUGAGAAGCCGUCUUCUCAACAAGCUCUGAAAAGAACCCUUCCACCAUCUUUUAAUUCGCCUCCUAUUCCUUCCAGAAGUGCUAUCAGUAUAAGUAAUGUUGCCUCGAGCUAUACAUCUCGGCCAGGAAACUCUAAGCGUGUUACAGGGAGUGGGAACAUUGUUAACUCGAGAGCUUCCAAUGUCUCUGGUUUAGAUGAUGAGAAGCCGUCUUCUCAACAAGCUCCGAAAAGAACCCUCCCACCAUCUUUAAAUUCGCCUCCUAUUCCUUCCAGAAAUGCUAACAGUUCAACUAUAGGCAAUGAGAGCCGCUUUGGUGCGUGUUAUAGUAGUCCAGCUGUGUCAGCUGUAGGCAACAAGAGUACCUUUGGUGAUCGUUACCGUGGAGCCCAUGCUGAGAUAGGAAUUCAUCGUGGCAUGAAUGGGGUUAGGAUUCUGCCUCCAUCUAUGGCGCAUGGAACAUCUGCUUCUCCUUUACAUUUUGCUGGUUCAAGUGAUCCAAUGCACAGGAUUGGCAUUAGUGGAGAUAGGAAUUCUGAGAACGAUGAGAGGCUGAUCUAUCAGGCUGCACUACAAGAUUUGAAUCAACCCAGGACCGAAAUGGAUUUAUGUCCGGGUACUCUUUCAGUUCCUCUAAUGAGGCAUCAGAAAAUUGCAUUGGCAUGGAUGUUUCAGAAGGAAACAAAUAGUUUGCACUGUGCGGGAGGGAUAUUAGCAGAUGAUCAGGGACUUGGUAAGACAGUCUCGACUAUUGCUCUUAUCCUAAAGCAAAAGUUUGAGUCACAGUUAAAGUCUGAAAUUUCAAGCAAGCAAGAAGCUGAAAUAUUUGACCUGGAUGCUGAUGAUGAGUCAGAAAAUACGAAGCAUGAAAGUGAAAGUCAUCUAAAACCAGAGCUCAAGGUUUCAAGCAUUAGUGAGACCACGGUCCUGAGUGCUGGUGGUAAAGAUGAGAAUGGAAGUUCAGAUAUGGAGAAAGCCAAAAUUGAAGACGCGAGUACUUCAAUACGAGCAUUUAGCAGGAAAAGACCAGCUGCUGGUACAUUAAUUGUUUGUCCAGCGAGUGUUGUAAGGCAGUGGGCAAGAGAACUUGAUGAGAAGGUUUCUGAUGAAUCAAAACUAUCUGUUUUAGUCUACCAUGGUGGUAAUAGGACCAAAGAUCCUGUUGAAUUAGCAAGUUAUGAUGUGGUUGUGACAACUUACGCCAUUGUUACUAAGGAAGCUCCUGAACAGACCUUGGUGGAUGAGGAUGAGAACGAUGAAAAGGAUACCCACAAGCAUGGUUUCGCCUCUAACUUAUUCAAAAAUAAGAAACGUAAAGCUUCAGUAGGUGCGAGCAAGAAGAGUAAGAAAAGAGGUAGAAAAGGCAUUGACGGUUCUUCUUUUGACCCUGAUUGUGGUACUCUAGGAAGAGUUGGGUGGCUCAGAAUAGUACUAGAUGAAGCUCAGACUAUUAAGAAUCAUAGAACACAGAUGGCGAAAGCCUGUUGCACUCUUCGAGCCAAACGGAGGUGGUGUUUGUCUGGAACGCCAAUACAGAAUACGAUUGACGAUUUAUACAGCUACUUCAGGUUCCUCAGAUAUAAUCCGUAUGCCGUGUACAAGUCAUUUUACGAUACAAUCAAGCAACCAAUUUCCAAAAAUUCUUUUCAUGGUUACAAGAAGCUUCAAGCUGUUCUAAGGGCUAUAAUGCUGCGCCGUACCAAAGGAACAAUUCUUGACGGGCAACCCAUAAUUAAUCUACCUCCAAAGAAAAUUAAUUUGAGCAAGGUGGACUUUUCAGUAGAGGAGCGGUCUUUUUACAAGAAGCUUGAAGCAGAUUUUCAAUCACAAUUCAAGGCCUAUGCUGCUGCUGGAACUGUUAGCCAAAACUACGCAAAUAUUCUUCUGAUGCUUUUGCGUCUACGCCAAGCUUGUGACCACCCAGAACUUGUUAACGGAUAUAACUCGGAUCCUGUUGGAAAAGUAUCAGUAGAAGCAGUUAAAAGACUCCCUAGGGAGGCUCGAAUCAACCUGCUCAAUCGUUUAGAGUCGUCAUCUGCCAUCUGUUAUCUCUGUGAAGAACCACCUGAAAAACCUGUUGUUACGUUGUGUGGCCAUGUAUUUUGCUAUCCGUGUGUUUCCGAACGUAUCACUGGGGAUGAGAACAUGUGCCCUGUACGGAGAUGCAGAGAAGAACUUGGGCAUGAUGUUGUUUUCUCUAAAUCUGCCCUUAGAAAGUGCAUCGCCAAUGAUUUAGGCUCUAGUUCUUCACAGGAUAAUGGUCUCUCUAAAUCAGUUUUUCUAAAAAGCGAGUUUUGUUCAUCAAAAAUCAAAGCUGUCCUAGAUAUCCUGCAGUCGCUUCCCAAACAAGGCAGUCCAAACUCAUCACAGCAUAGUCAAAUGCCUUCUUCCUCACAGCCAUAUGACGAUGACGAGGACGAUGUUACUAUUUUAGAGCCAAUGACUUCUCACUCAUCUUCACCUAGCCAGGGGCCAAUAAAGACGAUAGUAUUCUCUCAGUGGACUGGUAUGCUUGACUUGGUUGAGCUGUGUUUUGUUGAAAAUGGUAUAGAAUUCAGAAGAUUGGAUGGUACAAUGAGUCUAGCAGCAAGAGACAGGGCUGUAAAAGAAUUCAGCAAGGAUCCAGAUGUAGAGGUGAUGCUGAUGUCUCUAAAAGCUGGGAACCUUGGGUUGAAUAUGGUAGCCGCAUGUCAUGUUAUUCUUUUGGAUCUUUGGUGGAAUCCAACAACCGAAGAUCAAGCUAUUGAUCGUGCACAUCGUAUAGGGCAAACUCGGCCAGUUACUGUAACUCGCAUUACUAUAAAAGAUACAGUUGAGGAUAGAAUUUUAAAACUUCAGGAAGAUAAAAGGACAAUGGUUGCAUCUGCGUUUGGUGAAGAUCAUGGUGGAAGCUCUGCGACUCGACUGACAGUAGACGAUCUCAGAUAUCUUUUUAUGGUCUAGACUACUCAUUGUGUGCUCUAAGCGUAGCCUUCCAAUCGCUGCUUGAAUUAGUGUUGCAUAGUACAAAAUAUGGGAGAUUAUGCCCAGAGUUUUUUGAUCAGUAAGAAACCUCUUGCUGCUUUGUAUCCUAACUUUAAUACUGUGGCUCUCCUAGGAUAUCGUGUUUUGGUUUUGUGAGGCUUGAAGCCAGUCUAGGUUUUUUGUGUUUCGGAGGUGCAUCGAUUGGAAACAUGCCGUAUGUAAAUAACUAAAUCGUUUCAUGGUAUAUAUAUCGCGUAGGAGUUUA
Molecule: messenger RNA, 3941 nt
Organism: Eutrema salsugineum
Lineage: Eukaryota; Viridiplantae; Streptophyta; Magnoliopsida; Brassicales; Brassicaceae
Product: helicase-like transcription factor CHR27
Exons: 10
Coding region: 200-3655 (1151 amino acids)
Molecular function (GO): ATP-dependent chromatin remodeler activity; ATP binding; metal ion binding
Source: RefSeq, a predicted model, not a curated record